Molecule: messenger RNA, 1295 nt
Organism: Chara braunii
Lineage: Eukaryota; Viridiplantae; Streptophyta; Charophyceae; Charales; Characeae
Source: the annotation of a GenBank genome assembly
GAGAAAGUCUAGGGGAAAACAAGGGAGGAAAAACCAGUAGACAAAGCCACGACGGCAAAGAAGAAGUUCAUGUACCAAAUUUUGAUCUUGACCAUGCAAGAAAUCGACGACACCCUGAGCAAGUUGCUGGGUACCAUGGUAUCCGUAUCUUUUCAAACCAUGUUGCAAGCAAGCCCGGGAUUGCUUAAAGGACUCAGGCAAUUACUAACGCUCAGACGCAUAGAGGUAGAAGAGGCUCCGGAACCGAAGGAACAGGAAACGGAGGAGGCUGAGGCACCGCAAGGGGUCGCCAACCUCCAGAGGAUUCCAAGGGAUCUGGAGGACCUAGAAAAAGCCUUUGCGGACAUCCGCUUAAGCCUACCUGACCGAGAAGGCGGCGAGGUCAUGAGGGCACAUCCCGGGACGAAACUCAACUUCCAUGCACUUCCUGUAGGAAAGUUGAAAGUCCAGAUAGGGACCCAUCAUACAAACGCAUUAGUGGACGGAGGUGCGAAAAUUACCCUCAUACGGAGAGAUUUCGCAACGAUUACAAGUUGUACGGUAAACAAGGAAGUGACAGAGAGUAUCCGGGGAGCCGGUGGGGAAAUUCCCUUUGCAGGGUAUGUCACGAAAUGUGCAGUUAAGACAGGAAUCAGGGAGUCGAUCUGGUCAUUUCAGCGGAUGACGGUGAGGGAAGAAAUGAACCAUGACAUAAUCCUUAGGAGACCGUGGUGCGCCAACGUAGAAAUGAUAGGCAUGCACCUGCACGAUGGCACAUACAUGGUAGAUACAGAAGACCCAGUGACCGACCGAGGAGAACUUCUUCGACUCCUUGAGACCGAAGGAGACCCUCUGAAGGGAAAGUUGGCAACUUGGUCACCAACGUUCGAGGAUAGUGCCCGAAAAGGAGCAUUUGCCCGGAUGGAAGGUAUGAGAGAAAGAGUGGAAAUCAUGAUUGAGGAGACCUUUAGCAAAAAGGAAUGGAUCAAGAUGGGUCUACCUCUGAAGAAAAGGAGGCAAGAAGAUGUGGUUCUAGGGAUCAUGGUGGCAGAGAAGGAGCCGGAAGUCGAACUCGGGGCCAGCCUGCCCAAGUCGAAGGAGGGUCGAAAGGAAACACCGGAGGCAACGCUCGAAAUUUCGGACCUGUUACAACUCGUCAAGGCUAUCAAGUACCACAAAGUAGGGGUGGACCCGGCGACGCUUGCCAAAUUCGAGGAUGAGGUCCAAAAGGGUUAAUGUUUGAAUGGGAGGAUAGUCAUUAUUUAACCCCGCGUCGUGGAGAUAGCAAGGCCGAUUCCGACCGUUCAUGUUUUAGA